AUGGAACACAGACAGACCUAUGGGAACACUCGGGAACCGCUCUUGGAAAACCUGACUAGCGAGUAUGACUUGGAUCUUUUCCAAAGAGCACAAGCUCGGGCUUCAGCGGAUUUGGAGAAGUUAAGGCUGCAAGGCCAAAUCACUGAGGGGAGCAACAUGAUUAAAACAAUUGCUUUUGGUCGUUAUGAGCUCGACACUUGGUACCAUUCUCCUUAUCCCGAAGAAUAUGUACGACUGGGACGGCUCUACAUGUGCGAAUUCUGUUUAAAAUACAUGAAGAGCCAAACAAUACUUUGCCGACACAUGGCUAAAUGUGUGUGGAAACACCCACCUGGCGAUGAGAUCUAUCGCAAAGGCUCCAUCUCCGUGUUUGAAGUGGAUGGCAAGAGAAACAAGAUCUACUGCCAAAACCUGUGCCUGUUGGCCAAGCUUUUUCUGGACCACAAGACAUUAUAUUAUGAUGUGGAACCCUUCCUGUUUUAUGUUAUGACUGAAGCGGACAAUACCGGCUGUCACUUGAUUGGGUAUUUUUCCAAGGAAAAUAAUUCAUUCCUCAACUACAAUGUGUCAUGUAUCGUCACCAUGCUUCACAUGAGACAGGGCUAUGGCAAGAUGCUCAUUGAUUUCAGUUACUUGCUUUCCAAAGUGGAAGAAAAAGUUGGCUCCCCGGAGUGUCCCCUCUCUGACCUGGGGCUCAUAAGCUAUUGCAGUUACUGGAAAGAAGUGCUUCUCCGUUACCUGCAUAAUUUCCAAGGCAAAGAGAUUUCUAUCAAAGAAAUUAGCCAGGAGACAGCUGUGAAUCCUGUGGACGUUGUCAGUACUCUGCAAGCCCUUCAGAUGCUCAAGUACUGGAAAGGAAAACAUCUAGUUCUAAAGAGACAGGACCUGAUUGAUGAGUGGAUAGCCAAAGAGGCCAAAAGAUCUAACUCCAAUAAAACCAUGGAUCCAAGCUGUUUAAAAUGGACCCCUCCCAAGGGCACUUAAAGUGACCUGUUACUCUGAGCCAGUGAACCCCAGCAGUAGGAAUCCGUACCCUAGGGAUCUGUCAUUUCUGUUGCUCUUUUGAUUGGCAAGUACAGUAUCCUUUGGGAAGGCCAUCCCCCUCAGGACUGUCCUGGCUCCGACCCUCAUGUACACUGCAGACGCUGGUUCUGAGGAACUGUUGUUUCGGCCUCAGUGAGGUUGCCUGGAUGGGAUCGCUGUUUAGACUUGAGUGCAAAUCCCUCGUAGCACUGACCCAAGGUGUUCUGUUUGGUACUGUACCUGUCCAGUCACUGGUUCUCCUCAUGUCCUCUAGCCCCAUGAGGUUGUGUUGUGUCUUCUAAACUUUGUACCAGUGCUUCUUGCUGCCCGGAUACCAGACUUCAAACCAUGGUUGCCACCACCAGGACCCUUCCAAUUACUCCUUACAUGCGGUUUUUUGGAAGAGCAGGGAAGAGGUAACAUUUCUGAGUGUGUGUACUAGGAGGGGUCCAUGCCCUUUGGAUUUUAUCUCACUUGAAAUUUUUUCUGCCAUUUUUAUUGAAAGGCCGGUUUUUGAUCCGUGUCAAGCUGACAAGAGACCAAUAUUUUUUAAAACUCUCCCAGGGAUUCGUCUUGGUAACUGCACAUAACUUAUCAGAAUGAAAUGGAGAGAAUUGACAGGUGGUGAUUCUGUAAUUUGAUUUGAGUUCACCUGUGCGCCUCGUGUGUCAGUGGAAGGAAACCAGUCCUCUUUGCCUCACCAGAAAGUGCCCAGCCCUAAAUGUUUUCCUCUCUCGUAAGCCCUUGCUCCUUUUUACAUUGGCAGGGGCUAAACAGUGUCCGGUUAUCCCUUUCAUGUUGCAUGCUAACCA
This is a messenger RNA of Canis lupus familiaris (dog), 1835 nucleotides long. Its product is annotated as histone acetyltransferase KAT7-like. Lineage: Eukaryota; Metazoa; Chordata; Mammalia; Carnivora; Canidae. Gene Ontology annotation, molecular function: histone acetyltransferase activity. Gene Ontology annotation, biological process: regulation of DNA-templated transcription. The record is from RefSeq and is a predicted model, not a curated record.